Messenger RNA from Dioscorea cayenensis subsp. rotundata (Guinea yam), 512 nucleotides. RefSeq lists its product as uncharacterized. Lineage: Eukaryota; Viridiplantae; Streptophyta; Magnoliopsida; Dioscoreales; Dioscoreaceae. The transcript is spliced from 3 exons. The record is from RefSeq and is a predicted model, not a curated record. Bases 133 to 336 code for a protein of 67 amino acids.
ACCUGAACGUUUAGUCACGUGAUUAGCGCGUGCAAACCCAAAGCUAAGUCUAGCGAAUAGAUCUCAAGGUUGGUGUUCGAAGCUGCAAACCCUAACCCUAAUCACAGCGGCGAUCGAGUUCUUCCUUUCAGAAUGACAGAGACGCCGUUUCUUCCCCGCGAGAGACUGCUGAAGCACCAGCAGCAUUUCCAGAACAUUCACAAGCACACCUACUUGAAAGGGCCUCUUGAUAAGGUCACAUCUGUUGCGAUUCCGCUUGCGCUGACAGUGUCCAGCCUCUACCUCAUCGGCCGAGGGAUCUACAACAUGUCAUACGGGAUCGGGAAGAAGGAAUGAGAAGAAAGCUCUCGCCGACCUCGGAUGUUCUUAAAGCAUUUUAAAUAAACUCUACAGGCUGUAAUUGAAACCUGUAAAUUCUGCCACAUUUUGGUUUCUUGUUCUUGAUCUUCCAUUUCUAUUGUUUUAAUUCUACAUUUUGAUAUUGGUCAAUUGGAUCUUCAAUUCUUCGCCUA